Molecule: messenger RNA, 2207 nt
Organism: Trichoderma harzianum CBS 226.95
Lineage: Eukaryota; Fungi; Ascomycota; Sordariomycetes; Hypocreales; Hypocreaceae
Exons: 2
Coding region: 1-1743 (580 amino acids)
Biological process (GO): DNA damage response
Cellular component (GO): nucleus
Molecular function (GO): histone H3K56 acetyltransferase activity
Source: RefSeq, a predicted model, not a curated record
AUGGCGUCUGCAGACUCUCAGGACACUAGCCUACGCGGCCGCCUUGCUGCAGUGCUUCCCAGAGGCUACAAAUUCGGCAUCCAUCAUGUUUCGACGCCUCCCACCAAGGUUGACGCGCUCUACUCUGCACCUCCUGGCGAACGACCCGAACGAACAUAUUGCGAGAAGCACUUCCUCAGCGUUUCAAUUGAUGUUCCAGACACGUUAGAGAAUGCUCCAGAGAGUGAAAACACAGCAGAGCAACCGACACAGCGGAAGCGAGUCCUCGUACUCGGCAUCGAGAUCUUCAUAUACACUACGGCUCGAUCCACCACCUUGUUUGUAUCCAAGGCUGACUCUACUGGGUUUCUGAACAAAUUAAAGCUGCCAAAGGGUGCUCCCAGCCCUAUUCGAGAAGUCUGCGCGACCUUCAUACGCUACUUGGUCGACAAACGGAGGCGCAAAGACGUGCAGUUCGUAGUCAGCCUCUUUGCACGCGCGCAAGACCAGUAUCUGUUCCCCGGAAGCAUCGAAUACCCCGGAAAGCAUGUUUUGGACGACCGUGGCCUCGUCAAGUGGUGGUGCCGGGUGCUUGACCCCAUUGUCGAGUCUCCUCCCACUGGUAAUCUUUCAACAUGGCGAAACGCCAAGGGACAUUUGCUUGUUCCUGGCCUUGAUGCCUACGAGACUCGUGCCUUCAUCCCGCGCCGUGCCGGUGCUGCAUCUUGCUGGUCGUUGAGCCACCCGCUUGAGCGCAUUUCGCAUUAUUACCGAGAGUUUGACUGGGUGCCACCACGAUGCCUCAUCCCCCGGUUCCCGGACGACCCUAAAUCACGAUUUCGCGACGAGCUGGAUGACGAGAUUACAAAGACCAAGGCGAUGAAAACUACGGGGAGCUGGAAAUCAGUCAAGACUCUUGACAUGUUUUGGGAGAUGAUGGCCUUCCGACAAGAGUGUUCGAGCGGUAGGAUGACGGGGUUCAUGUGGGUCGUGUUUGAUGACUUGGAGGACGAGCCAAAGCCAGAUGGUAGUGACACUGUAUCGGUAUCUAGUGCCUCAGUCGUGACCAGUGCGUUGGGUGUCACUCCCGAGACGCCCAGGAAGCAGAGAAUGGUGUCCAAUAUCACACCGACAACCACGCCUAGGAGACUCUUCCCGCUCAAGGCAGAUCAGAACAAAAAGUCCAAGAAGAAAAAGUCGGCAAAGACCAAGAGCAAGCUCCGAGGCCCCAUCAAGCCUCGCCAGCCACGUAUCAAGACCAAGCAGCGCAACUACCUUUUAGACCAGCCCGUAUCGACUGCGUAUUAUCACUGGCCACCCCAAGGUCGAGGCGAGAGGAUCGUGGAUGAAGCCGACUAUAAGCGAAUCCACGAGCUUCUUCUGCGCUUGGACUUUGCCACCUUGGAAAAAGCCACAGGGAGCACGCGUCGCUGGCUAAGCGAAGUUGGCCUGGGAAGCCGGUGGGGAUUUGACGUUACAGGGACACGGGAGCUUGCCGCGGCUGCUGGAGACAAGCCAGACCUAGGAGUUGCACCAGUCAAUAACCUGUCUGGGCUUGUUAAGAGGAAAAGGGCAGACACGGUGACGGAGGCAUCACAGGACGAGACGGCUAAUGGCAGUGGUGUCAAUGUGCUGAGCGGUGGGCUGGUCAGGAAAAAACCUAAGAAAGAACAAGGGGAUGAUGUCCACGAUGGCGGCGAUGUGGACGCUCCUACGGUCAUUGUGCUGGGCGCAGGGCUUGUGAGGAAGAAGGAAAAGGCGUGAGAGUGUGAUGCAUGUCAGUAUCAGCGUGCUUAUUAUAGGGAACUGUUCGCCCUCAAAGAAAUGGCGGCGAAAGGCGAGAUUGUAAUGUUAAUGUUUUAUGACGAAGCUGUAUGUCUCACCGAGGUGUGCCGCCUUUGCAUGAAUGUGUGUGUAUUUGGCCAUUUGCUCUCAUCAUCGGUGAUAUAAAGACCUGGGUUAUUAAGUGCCCUGGAGUAUUUAUGGAUCGAUAUUUUAUGACUGGAUACAUGCAUGUUGAUGAGAUGUAGUGAUGUUCUGCAGUGUAUGGCGUUGCAUUGCAGAUUUACAUGGAAGUGCAACAUAGCCGCGUGUGUAACGUGGUUUGAUGGGACAAAGAGUGACAGCGGGUGGCCCUUGUUUUCAUUUCAUUUCCUAGCCGUAGUUUUUGUUAAUCUGAUAGAGCCUGUAGCUUGCAUAUAGGUUUGUCUAAAUGUACGGUUCUUCGA